UUUAGUGGCAUCUAUGCAAUAGAUUCAUUCACUUUUCCAUCAUGUUACAGGAAACCCAGUAAGGAAAGUGAUUCUGAAUCAGCUAGAGACAGAAGCAGUGAUAGCAGCAGUGGCUAUCGUCAUGAUAGAGGAGCUAAGAGUGUAGUUAAUGGCAGUUCGAACCAGCCUAACUUUCCAGAUGCAAGCAAUCUUAGUCUGGAAAGACUGUCACUUGGAAGUAAACCUUUAGCAGGUUCAUCAAGUGAUGAAAACGGAAGCUGCAGUACACUUGGUCAGCUUGUAUAUGAAUACUUUGAGCGCGAAACACCUUAUAAUCGCGAACCAUUAGCAGAUAAGAUUUAUGAUCUUGCUGAACAAUUUCCCGAGUUGAAGACAUACCGGAGCUGUGAUCUUUCACCUUCAAGUUGGGUGUCAUUGGCUUGGUAUCCGAUAUAUAGAAUACCUGUCGGUCCCACACUACAGGACCUGAGUGCGUGCUUCCUCACCUUUCAUUCCCUGUCAACACCUUCAAAAAGUCCAACUACCAUAAAUUGUUCAAAAGAUAAGGAUAUAUCAUCCAAGCUAUCACUACCAAUAUUUGGCCUUGCCUUUAACAAGUUCAAAAUUUCUGUCUGGGAUCCUGAAGGGGAUUCUGAAGAUCAGAAAUCCAAUUCUCUGUGGCGAGCUGCUGACAACUGGAUUAGGCAAUUGCAAGUUAACCAUCCUGAUUACAAAUUCUUUAAUUCUCACUAUUCAUAUUGUAGGUGAGGUGUGAGCCUAAGUUUUCUCUAAUAAACUGAAGUAGUCAAGUCCCUGCUUAUGAAGUCCCCACCCGGUAUACUGUUGUUUAUUUUAUUGCAUGGAACACUUUAAAGUGCUCUCAUAAAAUCAGAUUAAAAAGAUCUGUUCUUCAGUUUUCAGAUGAUGCAAGGUCUUUAACCAACAGUUUCUGCUUUUAUGUAGAAAAGGUUGUCUCUGCUUAAAUGUAUAUUUUAGAUGGCUUUUUGUGCCUAGGUUUGUACAGAGGGAAUAUUAAAAAAUAUAUCACAAAGGCAUUUUUCUUUAUGUGAAAAGGAUCCUAUGACAAAAUGCAGUAUUUUGUACCACUUACAAUGCACGUGAAUGUUCCCACAACAGCCAAUGCAGAACAAAAAAUCAACUAAGAAACUUAACACUCCAAAUAGUAAAAUUAAAUCAACAAAAUUUCACAAAAGGUUGCAAACUAACUAACCUUCUCAUCGAUCAAUACCAUCUCAAGAGAGAUUGAUUCAGCUGGAUUGAGGAAAGUUGGUACCCUCCACAUACGAACAACUCUGGCCUUUAUGCGAAGAUUUUCCUUUCCAGGCAGCAAUUCAGCAG
This is a messenger RNA of Trifolium pratense (red clover), 1338 nucleotides long. RefSeq lists its product as uncharacterized. The record is from RefSeq and is a predicted model, not a curated record. The annotation marks the transcript as partial. The transcript is spliced from 4 exons. NCBI's taxonomy places the organism in Eukaryota, Viridiplantae, Streptophyta, Magnoliopsida, Fabales, Fabaceae.